This is a messenger RNA of Hymenoscyphus albidus, 466 nucleotides long. NCBI's taxonomy places the organism in Eukaryota, Fungi, Ascomycota, Leotiomycetes, Helotiales, Helotiaceae. The record is from the annotation of a GenBank genome assembly.
GUAUUAGUACGCAUUUUCCCUCCCGCUGAAAUCCUCUCAGAUUGCCGAAUCUAGAGCGACUACUAUUUCUUCAAUCCACGGCCAAAAAUUCAUCCAGUCGGCAUGUGACUUGUCGUUUUUAUGUUAGGCAUUUUUGCCGCGAGUUCCACUGGACAUGAUCGUAGAGACGUUGAUGGAAAGUUGUACUGCGAUUAUGGAACUGAAGGAAAUGGUGACUGCGAAGCAAAUGGACUAGGAACUUUCUGCGUAAGUACUAGUAAUAAUUACUUAUAAACUAGACACACACUCAUUCUUCUUUAGUGCAAACUCGAUUACGAAUAUCCGGAAUACGUUAUUAAACGAGCUACUACUGUUGUCUCCAAGAACCUCAGAGGAACAUCGAAUUGUACAGCGCCCCAAGGCAAAGUGAAAGACGAAGGACUCAUUCUUUGUGCACCUAAUAAUUAGGGGCUUGUUGGUGUUUUGU